AUGAGGACUCUGCACCAUUUCUUGAACGCUUUGCUCUGGUGUUUCGUGUUUGCGGCACCGAGUCGAAAACAGCAUGCCCACGAGUCGAUUGAACCAGGACGCAAAUGCGAUCCUAAAACGUACAUGCCAGGCACAUAUAAUCUUCCCUCGGAAACUCAAUUCGCCGUUGAAGUCAUCGCUGCAUCCGCCUCCGAGAAACCGCUUUUCAAGAAACCGCAAUAUCUUUCGCUCGAGAAUAAAAUCAGCCCAAACGAUCCAGCGUUCGACUAUAUAGCGAAUCCGCUUCAGCAUAUGAAGUCGUCCCAAGGCAUCGCUACCUUCCAGUUCGAGACUAACGGAACCUUGACAGCGGAUGGAUUUAUCUGCGGGCUUGUUUGGGAGAAUUGGAGUGAUGAGACUUCUCGAAUUCUGUCCUGUCCGGCACUUGCUGCAUUGAAUCCUCAAAAGUCAGAUUGGGUCGUCCGCUCUGCGUGUGUCGACAAUAUCGAGAAGCUUCUUUUAUUACCUUCUAAGGACGAUGGACAUGAUCGAGAUGACAAAAGUGUCUGGCUUGUCAGUAUCGAAUUUGGUUCGCUCCUCGAGCGUAAGCCACGGAUCCAUUAUGCGAAGCUUAGCAAGAGCAAGAAUGAAGCGCCUGUUAUGCUCAUUAUCAAUCCUCGCCAGCUGCCUGAUGUCUUAGUGACGUUACCAAUUGAAAACGAGGCGGUGCGGCCAAUUCAGAUGAAGCAUGGCGUUGGAUAUCAGCUUCUAUGUGCUCUAUUGAAGUCUAAAAAAGGAUGGGAGUCGAAGCUCUGUUGA
This is a messenger RNA of Glarea lozoyensis ATCC 20868, 798 nucleotides long. RefSeq lists its product as uncharacterized. Lineage: Eukaryota; Fungi; Ascomycota; Leotiomycetes; Helotiales; Helotiaceae. Bases 1 to 798 code for a protein of 265 amino acids. The record is from RefSeq and is a predicted model, not a curated record. The transcript is spliced from 2 exons.